AUGCUCAGUCGAAAGGUCGGCGGCAGCUUCGUUUGCCUGCGAUGCCGCUUGCAGCUCGCCGGUGCCGCGACUACCUUAACGACCAGACGGCCGCUACCAUUUACACCACCAGCGGCAACCCGCGCCGGCACCGUCAUUCCCUCUCAUGCGACAACACUCUUUGCCAACAGACGAUACUACUCAUCUGACGAAGCCGAUGCCGCCGAUGUGCCCGAAGAAUCGAACCGAAAACAAGACUUAUUCAACCCAGAACCCUUCAAAGGGACGGCCGAUCUGGCGGACCCGGCGGAUAUAACCAGACGAAUCAUCCAGGGUUUCGACGCCGUCGACAACGAGAUCCAGAGCAACAAGGCCCGCGAAGAAGAGGCCACUGCCCUCAACACCGAAAAUGACAUCGAGGAUGGCGAUAAACCAACAGGGCCCAACAUCAUCAGAUAUUCGCCGGCGGACAGAAGAGAAAGGAAACAGGAGACAUGGGUCAGGCACAAGGGUCAAAGGAUGGCUGUCAAGGAGGAAGACCUCGAUGUCGGCAUGCUGGGCAAGCCAUCGCAAGUGGUUGUCCUUCGCAGUCGAGGGAAAUUGAGCAAGCGCCAAACAGCACAUGUUACGCCAGCUACUGUGCAUACCGCCGUGGAUGACCUAGAGGAGUCUUUGGAGAAGCAGAGUCUGGAUCCCAUCGCGGAAGAGGUUCUCGAGAACAUACAGGAACUACGCCCUGAUGAGUCCGUUCUUACCGGAAGGCACUUCGCCGAGCUGUUGGAAACUCUCUACACAAGCUUUACCAGUCGCCAACUGGAACAAUAUCUUAUGCAUCACGCCGAAGCCCAACGAGUGCUGUCCAAGCCGCUUGAAGCAGAUCCCCCAUGGAUUGCCAGGCGUUAUCCUUGGAUUCCCGCCGUUGAAGGCGCCAUGACACCCUUCGACUACAGACACCCUACGUUGCGCGGAUACUAUCGUUCAGACACAAAGCCGAAGCAGAAGCUUGCACUGCGGAUCAUGCUCGAGUGCUGGGGGCUGGCUUCUUAUGACAUUAUUGAUGGCCAAGGUCACUUGGUUGUGAGCCUACGUGAUACCGAGUUUUCACUUUUGAUGCUUGGAUCGAAGAGAUGGCUUGCCGACAUUUCCCGAAAUACUCUAAUUGCUGGUCAGAGGAUCGAACUCAUUCCUGCGAGCAACGCCAUCUGUAUCAACGCACCAAAGGCCAUGAGUGAACUUGUUCUUUCCGAAGUCAAUAGAGUUAUUGAGCAUGCAAAGACCAUCAGCCUCGACCUUAACCUUGUUGGCAAACAAGCCAAGAACCCAGCUGUUCUCAAGUCAGUGGGUGAUGUUACUCACUCUGUUGUUCGCCUCGACCCAGCAGGUGACAAGAUUAAUGUUACCUGGGUUGACAUGCGAAAAGACGAAACUCUAGAGAACAUGGCCGAUAUCGUCAUGCGGUUCCUUCUUGUUGCCUUUGGCCAGAAGCCGCGUACCGAACAUACUACCUUGGUGCUUCCUCCCCAGGCAAGAGAAAGCGGCCGCUACCUGAUCGAGCCCAACUGUCAGCCGAAGCUCCCCUGGCAAGAGCGCAUCAAGCUGUGGGCGAGAUGGAUUGCGCCGGUGGCCAAGGCAGGGUCGUCGUCUACAGGCGUUAAGAUACCUGCCAAUGUUCUUCCUCAUCCACUCAACCUGGCUAAGGAAGCACCUCGCCACAGACUGAUCACAGCUGCGUUCCCCGAGUUGCACAGGGACCAGAGCGCGGAGGGGUGGUCGGAAGUACCGGAGACUGACACCCGUGCGGUUUUCGGCCAUGUUCUCCAUGCUCCGGCUAAAUCGCCGGACUCGGCACAAGCCCAGCGUAGCCGAAUUGUCGGGUCGGCUUCCACCUCUGGCUUCCCAAGCCGUCUCGAUACUUCUCUCGACCGAACCUUCAUGCCCGUGCUUCCGCCGAUUUCUGAGCUAAAGUUCGCCAACAACCUCAAGACUCAGGGGCUUUACCACUCUGACAUCGUCAUGCGCUUCGUGCCCGCCCGUGAGCAGCCCCACUUAGUCAAGGCCACCUCUGCUCCCGAUCUGGAGCUGGUUCUUGAAGCUGACAACCGCGAGGUUAAGGGCUUCACUUCCCUUCGUGCCAUCACUGAGUCCUUCACGGGCGACAUUAUCUGUCCCAAUUCGCCCAUUGAUGUCCGACUUAAGCAGCGCCGCCAGUUUACCAUGGACCUUAAGAGCAUUGGCGAGUGCGGACCAAUAGUCGACUUCGUAAACAAGUCCGACCUGCGUCCUUGGGAUGGAAAGCUCAAGACUCCUUCUUCGAUCGAGGCACUGCCACUGCCUAAGCGCCUCUUGUCUGGGCCAUCUGUCAAGAAGAUUGAGGAAGACAUUGUUCCCAUCAAGUAUCUCUUCGCGGGCAUGGAGAUUCACAGGCGCGUGGCGGCUGAUUACAAGGGUUUUACCGCCACGUACCGAUCCAUCGAGGCUGGUCAGCGCGGCGGCAAAUACGCCGAGCUCUCUGUUGACGCAGUGCGUGCCGAGGUGACUCGAGCCUCUGGUCCUAGCUAUCUUAUGGAGCUGAGGCAAGAGGCUCCACUUCCUCCUCCCAGUGGCGAGCCUGCCAGACUUGAUCCCACUGCCCUUCCUGGCGGAAAUGCCACCAUUACCCCCCUCCACGGGCGUAUGUCUGAAGGCUUCCUCAAGCCCUUCGUCCCUGAAGAGAAGGGAAUUAACUGGAAGUCCGGCAUUACGCCUGCUGAGGCAGAAUUCCGCAGGUCCCUCGAGGAGUCGGACGACGCGCCUAUCCGUCAACCGCCGUCCGCGGCGGCCAAGGAAGCAGCGGAUGAGCUCAAUAACCUUGACCUCGACAAGGAGAUCGGGGACCGCGACCCUGAUGCCCCGGGGAAGCGGGAGUUCCAAGAGGAGAUCAAGAAGGACGAGUGGUUAGACGAGCUCCCACCUCUCAAGAGGAAGGAGGGAGAAGAGUCGGUUGUCGAUGAUUCCGAUCCAUGGGACGGCAACGAUCCCAAGCAUCUCAAGGCCUUCUUGGAUGUUGUUGAGGAUAUUGUCAGUGGCAGGGCGCCGCCUGCUUGGCAGGGGAGGUAA
Messenger RNA from Sordaria macrospora k-hell, 3075 nucleotides. RefSeq lists its product as uncharacterized. The record is from RefSeq and is a predicted model, not a curated record. NCBI's taxonomy places the organism in Eukaryota, Fungi, Ascomycota, Sordariomycetes, Sordariales, Sordariaceae. Gene Ontology annotation, cellular component: mitochondrial inner membrane.